This is a messenger RNA of Equus caballus (horse), 6519 nucleotides long. The record is from RefSeq and is a predicted model, not a curated record. NCBI's taxonomy places the organism in Eukaryota, Metazoa, Chordata, Mammalia, Perissodactyla, Equidae.
CACCAAAAAUAAAAAAUAAAAAAAUUCCAUUGUGUUUUCUGAUGUCACCCUUUCAUUUCUUUUAGAAAUUCUUUUAUGUAGCAAAAUCAGUGUAUCAUAUUUUACGUUAGGGAAAAAAUAUGCUAUCCAAAAGGCAAGCAGUUUUUCUUUGGAUUCUAUAGGGCUGAUCUUAUCAGAGACAUUUUCCCUUCUUGCUCACCACAGUAACCUCAAACAGAUACUCAGAGCCCUGAGACUCAGGCAAUCUGAAAUCUCACACUAUAUUAUCUCUUCUUUGUGUUUAGGCUGUCAGAAGGUCAAAAUAGUUCUCCCUUUCUUGGAAUUAGAGUUUUUGUUCAUGUUUAGAGGUUUUGUGACUCCUAAUAAAUUUCCUACUCACUGAUUUUCAGACUCUAGAAUACCUUUUCUCAGUCCAGAUUGCUGGAAGGAAUACUGUAGCCAUAUUAUUGGCAGAAUGACUCUCCAGGGUAGCCUUAGAAAUAUUAAAAAACCAUUAAGGGUUGAGGCUGAGGUGCCUGCUACCCCCAGUAGCCUACUAGUACUACUAUUUGUCUCAAUCAGGGCACUUUGAGACUGGAGAGAGCAGUAGUAAUAAUUAUUCCAGGACAACAGGCGUAAACUGGAACUGUUCUAGCUUACCACGAUAUAUGUUGACUUUAUCUUUAGAUAUACUGUUUUGUCUUCCCUUUGCCAGAGAUGAUACUCAAAUUUAGUCCAAAAGAAUUUUGUUUCAAAUGUUGGAUGUCCUUUGGGCUAUAAUGCUGUGUAUUGACUGUUUUUAAAGCCAUGCUGUGAAAAUCACCAGGUACAAAAUAAUAGAAUGAAAUCACGUUUGUUGUUCGUCUUGAUUUUUGGAAACUAGUACUUGAAAAUAUAUUUGAAUAUUCCCAAAGUACCACAAAGCUAUCCUCAAUUUCAUAUUUUAAGAUUCUUUAACAUGAAUAGUUUUUCUAACAUGCAGAACUUCUCACAUGUGUAUCAGCCAACUCUGAAACAUUUGUUCUAUAUUGUUGAGGACUUUUUUGAAUGUUGUCAUUUACAGCCAAUUGUACAUCUGUGACUGACUUUGAUGACUGUCCAGGGAAUACAACAGGUUUUUGUCCAGAGAACAUUGUUUGUACAUGCAAAGAUGGAGAGCCUUUUUGCAAAUGUCCAAAUUUCAGAGGUCAAUGGGGAAAUUAUUGGUACAUGGGGGCGAAAUGUGACCAACUCUGGAAUACUCUGGACCUGAUUUUAGUAGCAGUGUUGCCUGGAAUAGGACUGGCUUUAAUAGUUGGUGUAACAAUCCAGACUAUCCACUACUGUAAAAAGAAGUCGAAGAAGAAUAUAAAUGAUCACCGAGGACAGAAGAGUUUAUCAGGACUCCAACUUCAGCAUAAUUCUGCAUAUACUUUUGAUACUGCUAUGAGACCUUCUCAACCCGAUCAAGGCCAGAAACCCUGGAGCCCAUCCCUUCAGAGUGUCCUUCCCAGAAGUCCUAUAUCUCCACCACCACAGUUCUCUGGAAGAAAUUACAACUUUAUGAUUCAUGAGCCCAAGGACGUCAAUCCUUACAUCAAUCCAUCUUAUAAUUGGGAUAGCUCUCUGGAAACAGCUAAAUCUGAAGCAUAUUAUGGGAACAAGUAUUCUUCAACCAUGCACAUGAAGCCAUUCUUCAGUUCUUCCACACCAGGAGUUCCAAAGUCAAGCCACAUUCAAAGAGAGAGACAACAAAUUGGAUAUCCAAGUUCUGAAGAGCCAGAAAUCCCUUAUAGGAUAGGACGUGCAAAAAUGAAAUUCAACUAUUAAAAGUUUCCUGCAGAAAAAUUAUAUAUAUAGAUAGAUAUAAUCAUCUAAUCAUUUUAAAAGCAUACUCAAAAUACUUAAAGAAAACACUAUGAGUAUUAUUUACCUAUGCUGUAAACUAUACUUUACCUUUCUUUCUGUAUUUAUGCCAUCAAUUUUUAUCUCUUUAUACCUGUAACUUUUCCUCCCACCCCCAUGGCCACAGAGAAAAACUUUCAUUUCCAAUAUCCAACUUCAUUAACUCAGCAGGGAUGGCAAAUACUUGUUAUCUCUAAAAUUCAGCAUAACACUUGCUUACUGAUUUAUGACAUGUAUCUCUAUAAAGUGCUCAGUGAAAUGCAUAGAAGGUUGGUUGCAAAUUACUUAUAGAGAAUAUUAAAUACUUUUUAGUUACCAGAUAAAUCUAAGGAAUUGCACCAAAGCAUCAGUAUAUAAAUAAUGAAUUUUGUUUGAAAUGUACAACUUGAUUAUAAAUUAAUUUCUUAAAAUAAACUAAGAAUUGCUAAAUGAUUUCUGUAAAGUGAGUGGUGCAGUGGAAUGAUCCCAAGAUCUUGGUUCCUCCUUCCUCUAUUUUCUUUCUUCCCUUAUUCCUUCUUCUCUCCCAUUAUCUCUCCUUCUUUUAAAAAGGACUUACUUCACACCAACUAUGUGCCAAGCAUUGGUUAGUUUCUAAGGUACAAAGAUGAAUCUAAGGUAGUCCCUGGAGCUCAGACUGGUAGAAGAGACUGAGACAAAAAUCACUUACUACUAUCCAAUGUGAUCAUUACAAUGAUAGAAAUGUAUACAAGAAAGUAGGAAAUCAAAGAACAAUUAACCAAGCAUGGGAGAAAUGUGAUGAUAAUGGUGGAGAAAUAAGGCCACAAAAAAUGGUGAUGCCUAAGCUGUCAUAAAGCUAAGUAGGAGUUAGCUUUAUGAAAGGAGGUUUGGAGAGAGUUUUUGCAAGAGAGAGAAAGAAAAAGAAAACAGAAGUGAAAAACAACAUGGAGUAUGCAGGGAACUUCAAGUACUGCUGGAGUGUAAAAGUGAGGAAGAGAACAGAAGAGGUAAGGCUGAGGAGUUAGCCAAAGACUAGGUCACGGAGGGUCUCAUAUGCCUUGUUAAGUAGUUUAGACUAAAUCUUAUUGGUUAUGUGCAUCCAUGGAAGGUUUUUAAAUAGUCAUAAUCAGAUUUUAUGAUUUAGACUGAUCACUCUGAUCACUGUGUGGAGGAUGGAUUUGAAGGAGAUAAGAUGAGAGGCAGGGCGACUAUUAAGAAGGCAAAGAUGAUGAGUACUAUGACUGGAGAAGUGAGAAAAAAAAAACUGAGAGGAAAAACAGAUAGAAGCAUCUUCUUGGAAGUAAAUUGACAAGACCUGGAGGCUCAUGAGAUGUCACAGAUGGAAGGAAGAAGUUAUUAUGUCUGAAAGGAUGUUGGCACUAUUCAUGGAGGUAAGUUUACCUCCUGUUAACAGGUCAACAGGUCAGUGAGCAGGCUGGGUGGGAGUAAGAGAAGGAAAGAGCUGGACAUGUAGGGGCAGAUUAAUGCCACUGUAAACCCAUAACUUCCAGACUCAACUGGGCCAUUAAUAUCACCCAGCCAUCGGACCACGAGAUAGGUCACUCUCCAACUCCCCACAGUGAUUAGUUUACACCUUUCCUGGAGCUUUGACUCAUUCCCUACUCUUACAAUCCCGUUCUCAGGAGAUGACCUCACCUUGUAAUUUAAAGAGUAAAUGGAACCCAUCAGAUGAGAACUCCCAAACCUACAAAUGGUCACGCAUUCACUCUCUUAUUUCAAGCUGUCUCACAUCCCAUCUAAGGGCAACCUGUUCUCUGAAUCCCAUCCUCGCCUGCCUUUACCUGGACCUCGCUGCAUCAAUUAUCUUCCUUUUCUCCUGGGUAUCUUCAAUUUCUCUCUCUACUGGCUCCAUCUCAUAAGCUGAAAAAUACACUAAACUUUAAGAAAGACAGAGAACCCCUCUGUGGAAGCCAUGAGAAUGUAUGUCACAACAUCUAACAAAGGGCCCAAGCUACUCUGCUCCCAAAAUCUAUCCCUGCAUUUGCCUGGAGACUAUGCUUCCCCCAGGCUGCUCCUAGCUUAUGCCAGAGAGAAGGAGGGAUACUAAUGUUGGUCCAUUUCUGAGAGUUACGGGACCCCUCUGAUAGCUUUGGCUUGAGGACUCCCUAAUGGCUUUGCUGAACUCCCCUUAGAUGGCACAGCAGUCUUGGACACUUCCUCCCAACUUUCCUUUCCUCUCUCCUCCACUCAGUCAGACUCUCAGUCUUUUCCAGAUUCCUCCCCAUUUUCUCUCAACAGGUAUUUCCUCCAACAAAACAUCCUUGCACAGUCUAAUCCCACCCUGAUGUUUGCUUCUGGGAGGGCCUAGUUAUUUAACACACCCCCUUAACACCAAUUUCCCCUUCAACUUUACUGUUCUUUCCUUCACAGUCAAGCUUCUGGAACGAAUUGUCUUUACUCUCUGCCUUCAUUUCCUUCUCUUUGCCUCAUCCCUCAAUUCACACCAAUUUAGCUUCAAUACCUACUACCACAUCCAAAUUACUCUUACUGAGGUCACCCAUCGCCUCUUGGUCACAAAAUCUAAUAUAUGAUUUUUAAUCUUUAUUUUACCAGUCACCAGAAUUCAUCACCAAUGAUCCUCUUUGAAACAUUCUCUUUGGUUUGUGAGGCUAUGCUCUCCUUGUGUUAUACUUAACUCUUUGCUCAGCAUCUUUUGCUGGCUUCUCCCUCUACUCAACUCACUAACCAUUGGAGUUAGGCCCUUUUUUCUUUUAACCCUGUUCAUUCUCCAUAAGCAAUUUAAUUUGACCUCAUUAUUUUAAUUAUCAUCUGCAAUAACUCUCAAUUCUAUAUCUAAACAUCUUCCUGACCUUCCUAUGUGGCCAUCUGCCUAUUGGACAUCUCCACUUGGGUAUCUCAAAAGCAUGGAAAACUCACUAUUUCUGAAAGUGAGGUCAUCUAUCUAGCGGCUUGUGUUAGUUUUUUAUGGCUACUGUAACAAAUUACUGGAAACUUAGUUGGCUUAUAACACAAAUUUAUUCUCUUAGAUUUCUGUGGGUCAGAAUUCUGACAUGACUCUCACCAGGCUGAAAUCAAGAUAUGGGCAUGGCUGCAUUUCCCCUGCUCUAGGAGAGAAUCCAUUUCCUUGCCUUUUCUAGCUUCCAGAGGCUAGCCAUAUCUGUUGGCUCAUGGCCCUAUUAAAGGCAGCAAUGGUGGGUUGAAUCCUCAUACAGCAUCACUCCAAACUCCUCUUUUGCCUCCCUCUUCCACUUUUAAGAAUUACAUAGGGCCUACCUACAUAAACUCAGGAUAAUUUCCCUAUCUUGAAGUCAGCUAAUUAGCAACCUUAAUUCCAUCUUCAAUCUUAAUUCCCCUUAUCAUUUAAGCUAACAUUCACAGGUUCCAGGGAUCAUGGCAUGGACAUCUUUGAAGGAGGGGCAUUAUUCUGACUAUUGCAUUGUUCAAGUCAGAAACUUGAGAGUCACCAUUUACUGUUUAAUCUCUUUAGCACCCUGUGUCUUUUAAGAUUACAUUUGUAUGCAAGUAAGAGGAAACCUGGAUUCAGUACCUUCAACACAUAUGUUUAUUUAUCUCACAUAAUAUGAAGCCCGAAGUAGGCAGUCUAGUGCUGGUGCAGAAACUCAAAAAUAGCAUCUUUCUAGUCCACUCUUCUCAGCAAAUGGCUUUCAUCCUCAGCAUGUCACAACCAUCCAUAGUUACAAAGUGGCUGCUUCACCUACAGCUUCACAUCCAAGUUCAGGAGGAAAGGGUAAUGGCAAAUGAGUAAAGGAAUGAGACAGAGCACUUGUCAGCUAUCUGUCUCUUUUAGAAAACUUUCCUGGAUGUCCUACUCAGCAAUUUCCCCUUAUAUCUCAUUGGCCAGAACUGGUCAUAUGGCCAGUCCUAAUUGCAAGGUAUUCUAAAUUUAUAAAUGAGUAAGUUGCUCUGAUCACAAUGCAGGUUUUGUUAGCAAGAGGGAAGGACAGAAUGGAUAUUGGAAUGGUAUCCAGAAGUGUAUGCCACUUGCCCCAAAUAUAAUGCUAACCCAUGUAGUACUUUUUUUCUCUUACAGAAAGGUAGACGGGGAUGAGUAGAUGGGAGACUGACUUAACUGUUUCUCCAGCUAGGCUGUUGUCUCAAGAAAAUGUUAAAUUGCCGCUUAGUACUCCACAGUAAAGGUGUUGCCAUUCUUGUCAAUAGCUAGAGAAAAUGGGGUUAAUAUGAUUGUUCCAAAGUUGGAGGAGGAAGAAUCUAGCAUAGUAAUUCUGGCUGCUACUCUACUCUCUCCAUUGGAUAAGCGGUAAGAUCUGAUUAGGCCUCCUUUGUAGAGGAGGUAGAAGCAUGUAGCUACUCUCUAAAACUUUGAAGAGUGAACCAAAUGGACCACCCUUAUUCCUUAAUUACUCAAUCUCUCUGUUUCUUUUUGUCUCUUUGUCUCCACUACUCUCUUGCUCUACUCAGUCUUUCAGCACCCCUUUCCCUUUCAGCCCCUUUCCUCACUGGCCAACUUUCUGGGUCAGUCUCUCCUGGAAAGAGACCUACAGAAAUGAUCAAGUCCUAAGACCCCUUUCGGGUUUUUCAAAUUCCAUGGCCUCCAGUGUUGAAUGUAACAUCUGUUCUGAUUCCAUAGAUGGAGUGGGAAUGAAGAAAAUGUAGAAGUCUUCUAGUCUAGGCUACAAUGAAGCUACUUCUUAUUUAGAGUAUCUAAAAUCAAACACAUUUCUCCACCCGAACUAA